AUGAUCAAUGGUGUGAGACAUGGUUUCUUUCAUUCUACCCGAGGUCUUAAGCAAGGUGACCCUCUGUCACCUGGACUUUUUGUUUUGGCAGCUGAGACUUUGUCCAAGGCACUGAAUAAUCUACACAACAAAGAAAGGUAUAUUGGUUACACUAUGCAACAGAAGGGGCCAUUGAUCAAUCAUCUAUGUUAUGCAGAUGACAUAGUCAUUUUCUCAUUUGGAAACAAGAGAACGAUCAAAAUGAUCACUAGAAAUUUAGAGCGGUAUGAGAAGGAAUCUGGACAAGAGAUCAAUAUUGAAAAAAGUGUUUUCCUGACUGCAACUCAUUCACCUGAGAAUAGAAGAAGGAUGCUUAGCAGGAUCACUGGGUACAAACAUCAGUUUUUUCCCAUGAAGUAUUUGGGAUGUCCUAUUUUUCCUGGAAGGAAGAGAUUAUCCUAUUUUGCUGACAUUGCUAAAAGUGUCAUAAACAAGGCUCAAGGAUGUCAAGGCAACAUUCUAUCAUCUGGAGGAAGAGCUAUCAUUAUUAAACGUACUGACAACAAAAAGAGGUAUCAUUGGAGUUCUUGGACAAAUAUGUGUUACCCUCAAUCUGAGGGAGACUGCCUAGAAGGAGACAAUUGGGACAUGGAGUAUAUUUCAAAGUUGGUUCCACCAGAUAUAUGCUAUGUCAUUCAGAAGGUGACUAUUGGACAGAGAAACAAAAUGGACCAAGCCAUCUGGAUCGAUAAUUCAUCAGGAAAGUUCACUUGUGCCAGUGCCUUCCAAGCCCUGAGGAAAAGAAUGCCUGAAUCUCCUAUAUGUAAUUGCAUAUGGAAUAAAGGAAACUCUUUUAAAAUGGCUUUUAUCAGCUGGAGAAUUAUCAAGAAUAAGCUGCCUAUAUAUGAUAGAAUUAAGAAUUUCUCUAAUAAUUCUGAUCCUAUGUGCAUUUGCUAUAAUCAUCCUAAGGAGGAAACAAUUCUCCAUGUCUUCAUUGAAGGGGAUUUAGCUAUGAAGGUCUGGGGAUUCUUUGGUCAGUCUCUGGGCAUCAAUAUGCAGAAUCAAACUAUUCAAGCAAGGUUUUUAACAUGGUGGAACUUUUACACAAAGAACUCUAUGUUAAGAGUGGCAUACCAGUGCAUUCCUGUCCUUAUUUGUUGGGAGUUGUGGAAAGCUUGGAGCUCUGUAAAAUAUGGAAACAAGAAGUAUUCCGAGGCUAAGAUUUGCUAUGAAGUGGUUCAGCAUGUGAAGGGUAUCAUGCUUAAAAAAAGGUUACAAGAUUGA
Molecule: messenger RNA, 1263 nt
Organism: Lycium barbarum (goji berry)
Lineage: Eukaryota; Viridiplantae; Streptophyta; Magnoliopsida; Solanales; Solanaceae
Exons: 3
Coding region: 1-1263 (420 amino acids)
Source: RefSeq, a predicted model, not a curated record